Molecule: messenger RNA, 1562 nt
Organism: Raphanus sativus (radish)
Lineage: Eukaryota; Viridiplantae; Streptophyta; Magnoliopsida; Brassicales; Brassicaceae
Exons: 9
Coding region: 94-1323 (409 amino acids)
Biological process (GO): tRNA pseudouridine synthesis
Molecular function (GO): RNA binding; pseudouridine synthase activity
Source: RefSeq, a predicted model, not a curated record
UGGGGACUGGAACGGGCCGAGCGUCGUCGUCGUCAGUAACACACCAAUCUUGUGCACACGGCUUAGGUUAGGUUAGGUCAAUCAAUAUCGGUGAUGGCGAGCAGAGUGUACGCUCAUUACCACCACGGAGAUGCGUGCAGCAAAGCUCGCUGGAACACCAGAGAGACGUUCCGGUUUAUGUAUGAUAGGCCAUGGAAACAUGUUGUUGAUUUCUACUCAAAUGCAGUCGCAGGGAAGCUUUCAGUCCUCAACUUGUUUGAACCCAAAAAAUGUUUGGUCCAUGAAAGUAGCGAAAGAAUGCCUCUUGAAACUGAGAUGGAGACUUGUGGUAGAAAAGAUGGGAGGACAGGGAGGUGGGAAAGAGUAAACUUCAAGAUACUUCUUUCAUACAAUGGAUCUUCCUUUGAUGGAUGGCAGAAACAGCCUGACUUGCACACUGUUCAGAGUGUAGUAGAGAAGUCUCUCGGGGAAUUUGUGGAUGAAAAGAAAGCACAACAGCUGAGGAAACAAUGUAAACCAUUAGAAGGACGUGUACUUGUUGCCGGAAGAACCGACAAAGGAGUGUCUGCUCUUAAUCAAGUUUGCUCUUUCUAUACCUGGAGAAAAGACAUUGAACCCAUUGAUAUAGAAGAUGCUAUCAAUAAAGAUGCUUCUGGGAAACUUAAGGUUGUGUCAGUCUCUAAGGUUUCUCGAGCAUUUCAUCCGAAUUUUUCUGCGAAAUGGAGGCGCUACUUGUAUAUCUUUCCCUUGGAUCAUGCGUGCGGGAAUGUCAAAGAUCCUGAGAACUUUAUCUUUGACGAGAACCAUCGAAAGCAAAGAAAUGGGCUCUUAACUGAAGAGAAUCUCGAUGAGCUUGAAACUGAUGAAACAGAAGAGGUGAAUGGUGUUGAAGUAGUAGAAAAACCAAGUGACUUUAGUGUAAGCAAGGUUGAUCAACUUUUACAGCAGCUUCAAGGAAAACUAUUAUCCUACAAGAUGUUUGCACGUGAUUUAAAAGCUGCAAGAAACGAAGGUCCACCUACAGAAUGCUUCAUGUACCAUGCACGGGCAGCCGAGAUUAGAUUGUCCUGUCCUGAGUAUGUGGAAGGAAGAAGAGUGAUGUGCGUUGAGCUUGUCGCUAACCGAUUUCUUCGGAAGAUGGUUCGAGUUCUGGUAGCAACAUCAAUCCGAGAAGCUGCUGCUGGCGCGGAAAAUGAUGCAUUGUUAAAACUUGUAGAAGCUUCAUGCAGACGAGCCACAGCUCCUCCGGCUCCAUCUGAAGGUCUCUGUCUGUUCGAUGUUGGUUAUGUUGACUUUGACCCUCAAUCUUGUCUCAUUUCUUGAGAAUGGAUUUAAUACAUUUUACUAUCCAUCACAUAUUGGAUUGAGAUGUGCAUGGUCCUCUUAUCUCAUGGUUAAUGGUUGCAAAUUUAGUUUAUUUUCCCAAAGUCAGGACAAUGAGUGUAUGUUUACAUGCCUUUAAUAUAUAUCAAGUCAUGUAAUGAUCAAUUCAUACAUUUGUGUAUCAUUUUGUUUCAGAUACACUCAUCAAUUCAUAAUAACACAGAUCCAGCUUACAGUUC